Messenger RNA from Girardinichthys multiradiatus, 809 nucleotides. It is a transcript of the gene arl2, whose product is annotated as ADP-ribosylation factor-like 2. Gene Ontology annotation, molecular function: GTPase activity; GTP binding. The transcript is spliced from 5 exons. The record is from RefSeq and is a predicted model, not a curated record. Gene Ontology annotation, biological process: protein folding. NCBI's taxonomy places the organism in Eukaryota, Metazoa, Chordata, Actinopteri, Cyprinodontiformes, Goodeidae. The coding region runs from base 133 to 687 and encodes 184 amino acids. Gene Ontology annotation, cellular component: cytoplasm; microtubule cytoskeleton.
GGGGCCAACUUUCCCGGAUGUAUCAUGGAUCGCAAUCCCGCUUCUGAAAGCUAGCAUCUUCAGCCAUAAACCAAAGUUUACUGUGUUUUUAAUUCAAGAAUAUUUGUUUUAGGAACUGUUUUCAACUUCAAGAUGGGUUUGCUGACGAUUUUGAAAAAGAUGAAACAGAAGGAGCGGGAGAUGAGGCUGCUGAUGUUAGGCCUGGAUAACGCAGGGAAGACGACCAUCCUGAAAAAGUUCAACGGAGAAGAUAUCAGCACCAUCUCUCCAACGCUGGGCUUCAACAUCAAAACCUUGGAGCACAGAGGGUUCAAACUGAAUAUCUGGGAUGUAGGCGGUCAGAAGUCCCUGCGCUCCUACUGGAGGAACUACUUUGAGAGCACGGACGGGCUGGUGUGGGUGGUGGACUGCGCAGACAGACUCCGACUGGAGGACUGCAGGCAGGAGCUGAGCUCGCUGCUGCUGGAGGAGAGAUUAGGUGGUGCAACACUGCUGGUGUUUGCAAACAAACAAGAUUUACCAGGAGCGUUGUCCAAAGAGGCAAUUCGAGAGGCGUUGGCUCUGGAUGACAUCAAAACUCAUCACUGGUGCAUCAUUGGCUGCAGCGCAGUAACAGGAGAGAACCUGCUGGCUGGAGUGGACUGGUUAUUAGACGAUAUUGCUGCAAGGAUCUUCACUGCAGACUGAGGUCCAGGUUCUGACAUACUGUAGAUAUGUGACAGAUUAGAAAUUCGGCACUUUUGUUUUGCUUUUAUGCUUUGUGUUGUAAAAGAUGUUUGAUUUUCUUUAAUAAAUAAUUAUGACUGUGA